AUGAGUUCCUAUUUCGUUAACUCAACUUUCCCCGUCUCUCUGCCGGGAGGACAGGACUCUCUCCUGGGUCAGAUACCGCUCUACUCCUCGGGAUACACCGAUCCGUUAAGGCACUACUCCAACGCGGCGACAUAUGGAGCCGCCAACAUGCAGGAGAAGGUUUACCCGGCAACCUACUACCAGCAGACGGGCGCGGCGGCCGCGGCCAUCUACGGCCGCGCCGGCGGCGCUGCGCCCUGCGACUACAACCCGGUCGGGACUUUCUACAAGGACGCGGAGGGCUCGUGCGCCUUCUCCAGCCGCGAGGACCAGCCUCUGUUCGUGACGCAGGAGCACCAGCCGCGCAAAGCCGAGUGCCCGGAGCAGAGCGUCAUGGGCGGCAGCCUGGACGACAAGUCGUCGGCGCUCAUCUACCCGUGGAUGCAGAGGAUGAACGCCUGCUCCGCCGGCCCAUUUGGCAGCAGCGGCCGCAGGGGCCGACAGACCUACACCCGCUACCAGACUCUGGAGCUGGAGAAGGAGUUCCACUUCAACCGCUACCUGACCAGGAGGCGCCGGAUAGAGAUCUCCCACGCCCUGUGCCUGACGGAGAGACAGAUCAAAAUCUGGUUUCAGAACCGCAGGAUGAAGUGGAAAAAGGAGAACAAACUCCUGAACCCCUCAAAGACGCCCGAGGAGGAGGAGCAGGCUGAGAAAAAGAGCUAAAGGGACAAUGAAACCAACGGCAUGUCUGUGUGUGUGUGUGUGUGUGUGUGUGUGUGCGUGCGCGAGAGAGUGAGUGUGUGUUUAUGUGCACACACCCAAAAUAAAACGAUGUAUAAUUCAUUUGUAGAUAUGAUGUGCUGCAAACUCCGUUAGAGACGUGUGUGGUACUGUCCCUCCUCUGUUUGUCCUUGUGCUCGUGUGUUUAUUUAGGGGACUCUCUAAAAAAAUAAAAAUAAAAAAAGAAGAAAAAAAAUCCGUCAAAAUGUAAAUAAAAUUCAGUGUUUGGUUUCAACAAUGUUAAAAAUGUCUUUUUUUUAAUUUAAUCCUCAUGACGUUUGAAGGGGUUUGUCCUUUAUCGUGUAGUUGCUCUGUGACUCUGUGAUAGUUUAGGCUCGUUGUUUACAGCUGUGCCUCUAACACUCCCAUUUG
This is a messenger RNA of Cololabis saira (Pacific saury), 1134 nucleotides long. RefSeq names its product homeobox B6b (gene hoxb6b). Gene Ontology annotation, biological process: regulation of transcription by RNA polymerase II; anterior/posterior pattern specification. Gene Ontology annotation, cellular component: nucleus. NCBI's taxonomy places the organism in Eukaryota, Metazoa, Chordata, Actinopteri, Beloniformes, Belonidae. The transcript is spliced from 2 exons. The record is from RefSeq and is a predicted model, not a curated record. Bases 1 to 705 code for a protein of 234 amino acids. Gene Ontology annotation, molecular function: RNA polymerase II cis-regulatory region sequence-specific DNA binding; DNA-binding transcription factor activity, RNA polymerase II-specific.